Dothidotthia symphoricarpi CBS 119687 is the source of this 489-nucleotide messenger RNA. RefSeq names its product peptidyl-prolyl cis-trans isomeras-like protein-like 1. Gene Ontology annotation, biological process: protein folding; protein peptidyl-prolyl isomerization. NCBI's taxonomy places the organism in Eukaryota, Fungi, Ascomycota, Dothideomycetes, Pleosporales, Dothidotthiaceae. The transcript has 2 exons. Gene Ontology annotation, molecular function: peptidyl-prolyl cis-trans isomerase activity. Bases 1 to 489 code for a protein of 162 amino acids. The record is from RefSeq and is a predicted model, not a curated record. Gene Ontology annotation, cellular component: catalytic step 2 spliceosome.
AUGGCUACCGACGUCGCACUCGAGACGACUAUGGGCACCGUCAUCGUCGAGCUCUACAACGAGCACGCGCCCAAGACGUGCAAGAACUUUGCGACGCUCGCCCAGCGCAACUACUUCAACGACCUGGUCUUCCACCGCGUCAUCCCCAACUUCAUGAUCCAGGGCGGCGAUCCCACGGGCACGGGCCGCGGCGGCGAGUCCAUCUACGGCGAGAAGUUCGAAGACGAGAUAUCCCCCGCGCUGAAGCACACGGGCGCCGGCAUCCUCAGCAUGGCCAAUUCCGGCCCGAAUACCAAUGGCUCGCAGUUCUUCAUCACGCUCGCGCCGACGCCGUGGCUGGACGGCAAGCACACCAUCUUUGGGCGCGUCAAGAGCGGGAUGCAGAUUGUGAAGAAGCUGGGCAUGGUCAAGACGGACAAGGAGGAUCGGCCUGUGGAGGACAUCAAGAUCGAGAGGGCGCGCAUUGUCGAGAAUGGAGGGUUUGUUUAG